AUGGAGACCGUCAACAACCUGCUCGCUUCAGUCGGCUUGAAGAACAAGCCCGACACCGAAGCAGCUCCACAACUACCAACCGAGUCAGAGUUGAAAGAGAUCAGAGACAAGUAUGAGAAAGCUGGCCAAGGUCAAGUCUUUGCGUUCUACGAUGAUCUCAAGAAAGACGAACAGGCGACUUUGUACCAGCAACUCCAGCCCAUCGAUCCAGAACACAUCAACAAAAUCACCCAGAGAGCAUUGAACCCACCGAAGAGCGAGAGUGAAACUGAGAAGCCGAAGCUUGAGCCUCUGCCUGAAUCAGCGACCACUUCUACCAUCAGCAGUGAGGAGGAACACCUCGAUAAAUGGUACAAGUCUGGUCUCGAACUCAUCGCCGCCAACCAAGUUGGUGUUGUGCUCAUGGCAGGUGGUCAGGGAACUCGAUUGGGGAGCUCAGCGCCGAAAGGUUGCUACGACAUUGGUCUCCCCAGCAAAAAGUCGCUGUUCCAGCUCCAGGCUGAACGAAUUCUCAAGCUUCAAUUGCUCGCCAGCAAGAUUCAUGGCAAGGAAGAGGUGGUGAUUCCGUGGUACAUCAUGACUUCGGGACCGACUCGCAAGCCUACUCAGCAAUUCUUUGAGGACAACAAAUACUUUGGGCUCAACCGUAACAACGUCAUCUUCUUCGAGCAAGGUGUGCUACCGUGUAUCACCAUGGACGGUAAGAUCCUGCUGGAGACCAAGAGCAAGGUUGCCGUCGCCCCUGAUGGAAACGGUGGUCUGUACCAAGCUCUGAUCGGCUCUGGUGUCGUACAAGACCUCAGCAAGCGCGGUGUCAAGCACAUCCACGCAUACUGCGUUGACAACUGUCUCGUCCGUGUUGCCGAUCCCGUCUUCAUUGGCUUCAGCGCAGAGAAAAAUGUCGACAUCGCAACCAAGGUUGUGCGCAAGCGCAAUGCCAAGGAGAGCGUCGGCUUGAUCUUGCAGAAGAACGGCAAGCCCGAUGUUGUUGAAUACUCCGAGAUCGACGCCGAGACCGCCGAAGCUACGGAUAGUAAAGACAGCAGUCUACUCAAAUUCCGUGCCGCGAACAUUGUCAACCAUUACUACAGCUACAGCUUCCUGGAAUCGAUCCCACAGUGGGCCCACCAGCUUCCGCACCACAUCGCCAAGAAGAAGAUUCCCUACGUUGACGAGAAGGGUAAUGCCGUCAAGCCAGAGAAGCCCAACGGCAUCAAGCUCGAGCAAUUCGUCUUCGACUGCUUCCCAUUCUUGUCCAUGGACAAGUUCGCCUGCAUGGAAGUUAAGCGUGAGGACGAGUUUUCGCCAUUGAAGAAUGCGCGAGGCACUGGUGAAGACGAUCCGGAUACCUCUCGGCGGGAUAUUCUCCUGCAAGGUAAGCGUUUCCUGCAGGCGGCCGGCGCGACAGUCACCGGUGAGGACCCAGAGGAAGGUGUGGAGGUUAGCCCCUUGAUCAGCUAUAGCGGAGAGGGACUGCAAUUCUUGAAGGGCCGAGAGGUUGUAGCACCCGCGGUCAUUGAGAAGGAGGAUUGA
Molecule: messenger RNA, 1533 nt
Organism: Dissoconium aciculare CBS 342.82
Lineage: Eukaryota; Fungi; Ascomycota; Dothideomycetes; Mycosphaerellales; Dissoconiaceae
Product: nucleotide-diphospho-sugar transferase
Exons: 1
Coding region: 1-1533 (510 amino acids)
Biological process (GO): UDP-N-acetylglucosamine biosynthetic process
Molecular function (GO): UDP-N-acetylglucosamine diphosphorylase activity
Source: RefSeq, a predicted model, not a curated record